This is a messenger RNA of Cloeon dipterum, 2113 nucleotides long. RefSeq names its product ubiquitin conjugating enzyme E2H (gene UbcE2H). NCBI's taxonomy places the organism in Eukaryota, Metazoa, Arthropoda, Insecta, Ephemeroptera, Baetidae. The transcript has 3 exons. Gene Ontology annotation, biological process: protein polyubiquitination; ubiquitin-dependent protein catabolic process. Gene Ontology annotation, molecular function: ubiquitin conjugating enzyme activity. The coding region runs from base 287 to 838 and encodes 183 amino acids. The record is from RefSeq and is a predicted model, not a curated record. Gene Ontology annotation, cellular component: nucleus.
GGCAGUGGUGGGGUGGGGGAGCUGACUGGCUGGCCCGUGAACAGCUGGAGUGGGACAGUCAGCUAAUCGCAGAUCGCAGCAGCAGGCAGCAGGGAAAUUGGUUGACAGGCAGCACCUUUGCGUAGCUCGAUUCUCGGGGUGAUUUAGCGCCGUCGCUCGAGUCGUCGAGCCAGUCAGCUGGCCUCCAUGUUGUAAAACAGCCUUGAGCUUGGCAAGACGCAAAUACACACGGGAGUGAGAGAGCAGCCUUCCUGGUCGAAAGCCCAGUCGGGACAGCAGCGGGAAAAUGUCGUCGCCGAGCGCUGGAAAGCGUCGCAUGGACACGGACGUGAUCAAGUUGAUCGAGAGCAAGCAUGAGGUCACCAUCCUCGGAGGGCUCAACGAAUUCUGCGUCAAGUUCUACGGAACCAGGGGCACUCCGUACGAGGGCGGAGUGUGGAAGGUCAGGGUGCACCUGCCAGAGCAGUACCCCUUCAAGUCGCCCUCGAUCGGCUUCAUGAACAAGGUGUACCACCCGAACAUCGACGAAGUGUCUGGGACGGUGUGCCUGGACGUGAUCAACCAGGCGUGGACGGCGCUGUACGACCUGUCCAACAUCUUCGAGUCGUUCCUGCCGCAGCUGCUGACCUACCCAAACCCAAUAGACCCGCUGAACGGCGACGCGGCUGCCAUGUACCUGCACAAGCCAGACGACUACAAAAAGAAGGUGCAGGAGUACGUGCGCAAGUACGCGACCGAGGAGGCGCUGCGCGAGCAGGAGCAGAAGGCGGUCAGCUCGGACAGCGAGUCGUCGCUGUCCGACUUUAGCGAGGACGAGGCGCAGGACAUGGAGUUGUAGCCGAUCGUGAUCCUCCCCAGCAGCCCCGCCGCCGCGGACUUGUUCCAGUGCCCGACGAACUGAUCUCCCCCCCACUCUCACACACCACCACCACCACAAACCACCACCAAACAACCAAUCUCGUCUGGAUGAAUUAAUUAUAAUUGCGCGUGUGAACAAGGCCAGGACCAGAACCGCACCUCGGCCGCUAAAGUGAAAUAAAAAUAUAUUUACAAACAAACAAACAAACAACGGCUGACACGGAAGCACUGCAACUUCAGCCCCUGGACAGAUGGCGCCACCGUCUGGCUCUCGAACCCAAAAAUGCGGUGGUGCCGGUUUUCGCAUCUCGUCUAUGUUUUCGGAUCUUGUCAAAAUUAUUCAAUGUCGAUGCGAGUUCAACAGUCUUUCCGAUUUCCAGUCAGACAGUGUCCGUUCUGUCAGCCCGAGGGAAAUACACCGACACACAAAUUGUAAAUAGCAUGGUUUUUAUUACAUCAAAUUGAUCUAUUCUAUAUUCGGAACUCGCAUAGCUUUUACGGUGAUAGAGAGCUCUUGUCGCGAAAGACACAAGAGGUGAGAAUGAAAGGAAUAUUAUCAAACCAACAAUUCGCCACUCUUGCUUUGCACGUCCGCCAGCCCGUUCGACUCGAUUAUUCAGAGUCAUUCUCUCGUGUUUUGUCGUGGAUGUCUCAAAUCUAAAAUGAAUCGAAGCAAAAAGAAAAAAGCUAACGCGUAGAGGAGCAAAUAAAUAAUGUUUAUAUUUUGUAAAAGUGAGAAAGAGUUAGGCAAACUAGCGCAGUAACGAUUUUAAUUAAUGUUGUGUGCUGGCCCAUGGAAAUAACGACGAAUUUAUUUGAGAAAAUUCUAAGAAUUUAAAACAAAACGAUGAAAAAUUUCUUGUGAAUUAGGCUUUAGGACAAAUAUAUAUUGAUAUUUUAUUUUUCAUUUAUUCCUGCAAAAGAUUUGCGUAAAUUCGUGAUGACACGUAUUUUAUUUUCUCUCAACUUGGUUGGUCUGGAGAUGGAAGAUGACACAAGCUUUAAUUAGAUUUAAUUUCGAUUUUUCGUCCCCCACAAAUCGUGGCGAGCUCGAUUUUUGUACACGGCCCACAACACUAAAUUACUUUUAGUUGAGUUUCAUUCUAUCCAUGAUAUGAAUUAACACAUUAUAUAUAAUAAUUAUUAUUAUCUUUGUGCCCGCAGUGUAUAAGUCGUGGAGCGAAACAAAUACUUUGUUUUAUAUCAAAUAAAAAUCAAUGGAAAAGCCAAUAAACACGUAAUAAAACUAAUAAAA